CAACAGCAACAAUCACCAAACACACUUAUCUCUCUUUCUCUACGGAUAAUUUUUAAUACACAAAAUUCUUUAUAUUUCUUUUUUAGUCGGUUUCAAAGAAAACCAAUUAAUAAAAACUCUCAAAAUCUCUCAACCAGUUUUGAACCUAACACCUUCCCCUUCUCAUCCACUAUUCAUUCUCUUCUCUUCUCUUCUCUUCUCUUCUGCUUAACAUUACCAAUUAAUAUUUAACAUUAACAUUAACAUUAACAUUCUUUCUUUCUUUCGUUCUUUGUAGAUAUAUAUUUAUAGAAAGUUGCUUCAUUUCUUCAAAUAUUGGUUCCCAGUUUUAUUGGACAGACAGCUAGUUACAAGCUUUUGUUUUUGUUAAAUCAAAGUUUCUAUCUUUACAGGUAUUUGAAGUCCUAUACUUUGCACUAGCCUUUCAGGAUAUUGUUUGGAAGGAAGGCAAGGCACUGAUCCUGUGUUAUCUCCAUAGUUCUAUAUAAAAUCAGAUAUUUUAGAACUAAAGCUGGCAACAAUGGUGUCAAGAUCUUGCAUAAAUUUACUGGAGUUACCAUCUGGAGACAUGUUGAAUCUCCCUCGAACUCCUAGAUCCAUUCCAAGGGUGAUGACUGUUCCCGGAAUUCUUUCUGACACAGAUGGCGAUGGAAGCAAUGAUGGGGAUUCAGAUACUCCAUCAUCUGGAUGCCAGAAGAAGAAAAUUAUAGUAGCAAAUUUUCUUCCUCUAAAUGCUCAAAAGGAUUCAAAAUCUGGCAAAUGGACUUUUAGUUUUGACGAGGAAGCCCUCUUGUUACAAAUGAAGGAUGGGUUCUCAAUUGAUACAGAGGUUGUUUAUGUGGGAUCUCUGAAGGCUGAUGUAGAUACAAGUGAACAAGAGGAAGUCUCCCAGAAGUUGCUUGAUGAAUUUAACUGUGUACCUACCUUUCUUUCUCCUGAUCUUUACAAAAUGUUUUACCAUGGUUUCUGUAAGCAUCACCUGUGGCCCCUUUUCCAUUAUAUGCUGCCUAUGUGCCCUGAUCAUGGCGAUCGUUUUAACAAAUUGCUGUGGCAGGCCUAUGUCUCUGCUAAUAAGAUUUUUGCUGAUAAGGUUAUGGAAGUUAUUAAUCCUGAAGAUGAUUAUGUUUGGGUUCAUGACUAUCACCUAAUGGUCCUCCCUACUUUCUUGAGGAAGCGUUUCUAUCGAGUUAAGCUUGGCUUCUUCCUUCACAGCCCGUUCCCCUCAUCAGAAAUUUACCGAACUCUGCCUGUGAGAGAUGAAAUACUGAAAGCACUGCUGAAUGCUGAUUUGAUUGGUUUUCAUACAUUUGAUUAUGCUCGCCACUUUCUGUCCUGUUGCAGUCGAAUGCUGGGUCUAGAUUAUGAAUCAAAACGUGGUCAUAUUGGUCUUGAGUAUUUUGGCCGCACAGUGUACAUUAAAAUCUUGCCUGUGGGAGUUCAUAUGGGUCGACUUGAAUAUGCUCUAAAUCACCCCUCUUCUUCCAUCAAGGUGAAAGAAAUUCAAAAACAGUUUGCAGGGAAAAAGCUUAUUGUUGGAGUUGAUGACAUGGACAUAUUUAAGGGCAUUAGUCUGAAAUUAUUAGCUAUGGAACAACUUUUGCAUCAUAAUCCUGAGUUGCGGGGAAAAGUUGUCAUGGUCCAGAUUGUAAAUCCUGCAAGGAGCGCAGGAAAAGAUGUACAAGAAGCAGAAAGGGAGACACAUUCGACUACCAAAAGGAUAAACAGUAUAUUUGGUUUUCCAGGCUAUGAACCAGUUGUCCUGAUUGACCGUCCUGUACCUUUUUAUGAGAAAACGGCCUACUAUGCUUUGGCUGAAUGUUGCAUUGUAAAUGCAGUGAGGGAUGGAAUGAACCUGAUCCCCUAUAAGUACAUUGUUUGUAGACAGGGAACUUCUAAAAUGGAUGAAGCUCUGGGGGUUGCUUCUGGAUCGCCGCAUGCAAGCACUCUUGUCGUUUCAGAGUUUAUUGGUUGCUCACCGUCCUUGAGCGGUGCCAUAAGGGUCAAUCCAUGGGAUGUUGAAGCUGUAGCUGAUGCAUUAAAUGUGGCCCUUACCAUGUCUGAUUUAGAAAAGCAGUUGAGGCAUGAGAAACACUAUAGGUACAUUAGCUCUCAUGAUGUGGCUUAUUGGGCUCGCAGUUUUAUGCAGGACUUGGAGCGAGCGUGCAAGGAUCAUUACAGUAAACGGUGCUGGGGUAUUGGUUUUGGUCUAAAUUUUAGAAUUUUGUCACUUUCACCAAGCUUUAGGAAGCUUUCUAAUGAGCAUAUUAUCUCUGCAUAUAAGAGGACAUAUAGGAGGGCAAUAUUUCUGGAUUAUGAUGGAACAGUGGUGCCUCAAACUUCUAUUGUGAAAACCCCCAGUUCUGAAGUUAUAUCUGUUCUAAACAGCCUUUGCAGUGACCCUAAAAACACAGUGUUUAUAGUUAGUGGCAGGGGGAAAGAUUCUCUGAGUGAUUGGUUUGCUCAAUGUGAGAAUCUCGGUAUUGCAGCUGAGCAUGGAUACUUCAUCAGAUGGACCAGGAUGUCCAAUUGGGAAACCAGUUCCCUGGCAGCAGAUUUUGACUGGAAAAAAAUGGCAGAACCUGUGAUGAAACUAUACACAGAAGCAACUGAUGGCUCCUAUAUAGAGGCUAAGGAGAGUGCCUUGGUAUGGCAGCAUCAAGAUGCUGAUCCAGACUUUGGAUCUUGGCAGGCCAAGGAAUUGCUGGAUCAUCUUGAGAACGUCCUUGCAAAUGAGCCAGUAGUUGUCAAGAGGGGUCAGCAUAUUGUUGAAGUCAAGCCACAGGGAGUCACUAAAGGGUUUGUUGCAGAGAAAGUUCUUUCUGCAAUGAUUGCGAAGGGAAAAUCUCCAGACUUUGUGAUGUGCAUUGGGGACGAUAGAUCCGAUGAGGACAUGUUUGAAAGCAUAUCUAGUACAGCUUCUAAUUUGUCAUUUCCUUCAGCUCCAGAGAUCUUUGCAUGUACUGUUGGCCAGAAACCAAGCAAAGCUAGGUAUUAUUUAGAUGAUACUGUAGAAGUACUUGCAUUGCUUCAAGGUUUGGCAACUGCUUCAAGUCCGAAACCAAGGUGUAUCACAGAAGUGCAAGUUUCUUUUGAUAAUGGUGCUUGAAAGGCGAUUCACUGUUGCCCAGCCCAUUAGAUGGAGUGAUACAGAGUGGAGAUAUCCAAUUCUCUGGAUGGGAAUCAUGUUCAGAUGCAUUAGUUCAUGAUACAGUUUACAGAUGGUCAGAGGUUUCAUGACUCUAGUUGUCGAUAUUAACUUAUUCAUCGCAUUCUGGAGCCAGGCACACCAAUGCUGCUUUUCGGUAAUUUUACAGGCAUAGGUUUUUUUUUUUUUUUAAUUACCUUUAGAAUGCAGGAGGAAGAGAGCUGGUGUAUGUAAGUUGUGGUUUAUGGAACGAAAGAUGCUUGUUUUUUCACAGAUUUAGAUGUUUUAUCUUCACAGAGCCCCAUACUGAUGAGCAGACAAUCUUCUUGUAUACAUGGGAAUGGUUUUACAUAUACAUGAAAGGCAUUCUUUCUUUAGGGUUCA
Ricinus communis (castor bean) is the source of this 3529-nucleotide messenger RNA. RefSeq names its product probable alpha,alpha-trehalose-phosphate synthase [UDP-forming] 9. Gene Ontology annotation, molecular function: catalytic activity. The coding region runs from base 521 to 3106 and encodes 861 amino acids. The record is from RefSeq and is a predicted model, not a curated record. Gene Ontology annotation, cellular component: cytosol. Lineage: Eukaryota; Viridiplantae; Streptophyta; Magnoliopsida; Malpighiales; Euphorbiaceae. Gene Ontology annotation, biological process: trehalose biosynthetic process. The transcript has 5 exons.